Messenger RNA from Ctenopharyngodon idella (grass carp), 4373 nucleotides. It is a transcript of the gene kcnt2a, whose product is annotated as potassium channel, subfamily T, member 2. The record is from RefSeq and is a predicted model, not a curated record. Gene Ontology annotation, biological process: potassium ion transport. Gene Ontology annotation, cellular component: membrane. NCBI's taxonomy places the organism in Eukaryota, Metazoa, Chordata, Actinopteri, Cypriniformes, Xenocyprididae. Bases 528 to 3926 code for a protein of 1132 amino acids. Gene Ontology annotation, molecular function: intracellular sodium-activated potassium channel activity. The transcript has 29 exons.
AAUAUGCGUUCUUAAGCGAUGUAUAUAUAUAUAUAUAUAUAUAUAUAUAUAUAUAUGCACACUGCUUUACUUUAAACUUUUCCACGGUUGAACGGUUGAGUGACGUCACUCAACCAUUCAACCCUGUUAUUAAUGUAAUUAAAUAAUCGUUCGCGUAGUUGUGAUUUGUUUGUACUGUUUUAAUUUUAAACAUAGGCAAAAAUCUUUGGCCGAUGCUUUAAUGUCUGUAAGCGCUGAAUUUUAAGAUGUAGUAACAACAUAAUCGUACAUGAGUCGCUGAAGCUGAGGACAAGCCGCUGACAUAAUGCCGUCAGUAGGCUAUUUAGUCAUUUAGUGUCUAUCAGCCGCACUUACCAGAUGUGAGCGUUUACCCUAGUGCUGAAGAGAGACAAAGGCAGCGAAACAGGAACUGCACUUUGAUAUUAUUUUGCAGCUGGACAAUUGGAAAAAGUCAAAGACAAAAAACUGGGCUUAUAUGACGUUGCCGUGCUGAUCUUUUACGGACUUUUUUGAGCUUUUGGGAUAACAUGGAUGAUGGUGAAAACGAAGUGGCAUCACUUAAACACAGAUUCAGGGAUUUAUUGCUUCGAGAGCAGACACGGCAAAACGAUGCCAAGGUGCAGGUUGACUUCUUCAUUGAGAAUAGUUUCAAAGAACGCCUCCAGUUUUUCUUCAUCAAAAACCAACGAUCGAGUCUCAGGGUGCGAGUGUUUUAUCUUUCGCUCAAGGUGUUAAGCUGCAUUUUGUAUAUAUCAAGAGUGCUGCUUGACUCGGGAAAACAUCAACACACAUGCUUGGGCUGCCCAUACAAAAAUUAUACCCUGUUUGAAAUCAACUGGUCCCCAAUUAUUUGGGUUGAACGACCUCACAUGCUUUGGGCUGUACAGGUGUCUGUUGCAGUCAUAUGUUUAUUCAUAAGAAUCCUGCUGACAUAUCUACGAUACAAGGGAAACAUAUUGCAGCAGGUACUUCAAAUAGCGUUUAUGUUGGAAAUGAUUGACACAGUGCCUUUUGUCAUUGGAAUUUUUUAUACUCCUCUACGGAACCUCUUCAUCCCUGUGUUUCUGAACUGCUGGCUGGCAAAACGUGCUUUGGAAAGCAUGGUUAAUGAUCUUCAUCGUGCAAUUCACCGGACACAGUCGGCCAUGUUCAAUCAGGUCCUCAUCCUCAUCUCCACCAUUGUCUGCCUCAUUUUUACUUUCAUUUGUGGAGUUGAGCAUUUGCAGCGUGCUGGAAACGAACUCUCAGUUUUUGAAUCUUUCUACUUCUGCAUCGUGACCUUCUCUACAGUGGGGUUUGGAGAUGUUGUUCCCAAUAUCUGGCCCUCCAAGUUACUGGUGGUUAUUAUGAUAUUUGUCGCUUUAAUGGUCCUACCUAUCCAGUUUGAGGAGCUGGCCUACUUGUGGAUGGAGCGGCAGAAGUCAGGAGGAGAUUACAGCAGACAGAGAGCAGAAACCGAGAAACAUGUGGUGCUGUGCGUCAGUUCAAUCAAAAUCGACCUGCUGAUGGAUUUCCUAAAUGAGUUUUAUGCCCACCCCAAACUUCAGGAGCACUAUGUCAUCAUCCUUUGCCCAACAGAGCUGGAUGCGGCAGUAAGACGGGUACUGCGGAUCCCAAUGUGGUCACAUAGAGUCAUAUAUCUGCAAGGCUCUGCUCUCAAAGAACAAGAUUUGGUCAGAGCAAAGCUGAAUAAGGCUGAGGCUUGUUUCAUUCUGACCUGUCGCUGUGAGGCUGACCGUAAUGCAGCAGAUUAUCAGACCAUCCUGAGGGCUUGGGCAGUGAAGGACUUUGCUCCAGGCUGUACUCUUUUUGUUCAGAUUCUCAAACCAGAAAACAAAUUUCAUGUGAAAUUUGCAGAUCAUAUUGUUUGUGAGGAAGAGUUUAAACAUGCCAUGCUGGCCCUGAACUGCAUCUGUCCUGCCACGUCCACCUUCAUCACCCUGCUGGUGCACACCUCACAAGGCCUAGAAGGUCAACACUCUCCUGAGGACUGGCACAGAAUUUAUGGAAAAUGUUCAGGAAAUGAAGUGUACAGCAUUGUUCUGAAAGAAAGCGUCUUCUUUUCUGAGUAUGAGGGAAAGAGCUUCCCUUUUGCCUCCUUUAAUGCAUAUAAUAAGUAUGGCAUCUGUCUAAUUGGAGUGCACCCUGAGGACUCUAAGAGUAUCCUGCUGAACCCUGGUCCUCAUCACAUCAUGAAACCCUUGGACAUGUGCUUUUAUAUCAGUCUCACCAAGGAGGAGGACUCCUGCUUUAAGACCCUGGCAGCAUGUAAAAACAGCCCCAAGACUCAACUCCCAACAAGCAGCGCUAUUACUAGCAUGGGUACCAUGGUCAUAGAUGUGCAGGAAACAAACAUUCCAUCCAGUUUAGAACCAUCUCUCUCAAAUGAAACAAAUAUAUCUGAGACCAGAAGAGCAAACAUUCCUGUUAUAGAAGUGCCUGAUUCACCUUCCUUUCAGACUGGCAAUCUGCUCAGCGAUCAGUCAAAGAGUCCAUGUCAGCCUUUCAGUGGAGAUGAAUGCAGCAAUGGUUACGUUAAGGGAUAUCCCCCAAAUUUACCCUACAUCGGAAGCUCACUGAUACUUUGCCACUUACGGAAAGAGAAAACGCCCAAAUGUUGUAUGCAGCUGGAAAAGUUUUUAUCUAAGACCUGCAACCACAAAGACGAUGAAGAUGUCAAAGCGUACAAGUUGAAGAAUAAACUCAUCAUUGUGUCUGCUGAGACAGCAGGAAAUAGCCUGUACAACUUCAUCCUCCCAUUACGAGCCUCAUACAGACCGCAGAAUGAACUGUGGCCCAUCGUACUGCUCUUGGAAAAGAAGCCAGAUGCAGAAUUUCUUGAGACUGUCUGUUGGUUCCCAAUGAUCUAUUACUUGCUUGGAUCAAUCGACAGCUUGGAUGACCUGUUGCGUUGUGGCGUCUCAUUUGCUGCCAAUAUGGUGGUUGUUGAUAGGGAGAGCACCAUGAACGCAAAGGAAGACUAUAUGGCUGAUGCAAAAACCAUUGUUAAUGUCCAGACCCUGUUCAGGCUGUUCUCUGGUCUUAACAUCAUCACAGAGUUAACUCAUCCAGCUAACAUGAGAUUCAUGCAGUUCUGCGCAAAGGACUGUCACUCAGUGGAAUUCUCCAAACUGGAGAAGAAAGAAAGAGAGAAAGGCUCAAACUUAUCCUUCAUAUUUCGCCUGCCUUUUGCAGCUGGUAGGGUGUUCAGCAUUAGCAUGCUGGACACACUCCUCUACCAGAGUGUUGUGAAGGAUUAUAUGAUAACCAUCACCAGACUACUUCUUGGACUGGAAACUACACCAAAAUCUGGUUACCUGUGUGCUUUGAGUAUCACAGAGGAGGACUUGUGCAUCCAGACAUACGGCACACUGUACCAAGUGCUCUCCUCCACUGUAGGAGACAUUCCCAUCGGCAUCUACAGGACAGAGUCUCAGAAAGUUGAACCUCCCGAGACUCCACAAUCCCAAACAUCAGACAGAAUGUCAGUCUUUGAAGAGGAGGAGCAACCUCAGGUUCUUCAGUGUGAAUUACCAGACAAUGUACAGACUCAUUCUCUGCGUCGAAGGAGCCUGCAGUGGGCUUCGAAUCUUCUGGGGCCAUGGCACGCGGAUCGUGAUGCGGACAGAUUGAGCCAGCAGCGGGGCAUCCUGCUCUCAUGCUCAGAGAGGCAGGAGCUUACUGAGCUGGUCAAGAAGCGCAUGAAAAACCUGGGGCUCUCCACACGGGGAUUCGAUGAGCUGAAUAUUUACCAGAGUAGCCACUCUUAUGUCUUAAUCAACCCGUCACCAGAUACAAAGCUGGAGCUAAAUGACAUUGUGUACAUAAUCCGUAAAGAUCCUUUCUCACUAGAGCUGAACGAUACUGACAACACUAAAAACAUCAUGAGGAGCGGUACACAAAUAAGAGAGAGCAAUCAACUCUGAAUAAAGAUCACACUCACAACAGCUGUUUACUUACACUGUGAUAUUAGUAAUGCUUGCUCUUUAACAUAAUUUAAGAUCUGAAAGCCAUUUCUAACUAGCUGCAAAACUUUAAUGUAUUGUCUAUACAUGGCUCAGAAUAAUGCACUUCUCAUUCACGUUUUUGCUUUAUCAUAUUUAUUCCUGUCAUUAUAUUCCCACUGACAUGUGGUCCAACAUCACAGAAAGUGAUCUUUCUAUGUCUAGCUGGAAGUCACAUUAGGCAUCUGCUGGAUUCCUGCCAGACUCGUGUUAACACUUAGUAAUGCAUGUAGUAAUGCAUGGAUCUGCAUUUUCUCACUUCUCAUUUAAAAUGACAACAUAAUGACAAUGUAAUUGUAAUUAACCCAUAAAGAAAUAUUUACCAACAAAAAUACUGGAUGUCAACAAUCAUUUAAUUAAAAGAAUAUU